Molecule: messenger RNA, 1745 nt
Organism: Hyposmocoma kahamanoa
Lineage: Eukaryota; Metazoa; Arthropoda; Insecta; Lepidoptera; Cosmopterigidae
Exons: 6
Coding region: 71-1162 (363 amino acids)
Source: RefSeq, a predicted model, not a curated record
ACACCGUCAUUCAUUUAGGUGAUUUGGAUUUCCAGUAAGCGGUUUUGAGCUGACUACGAAUGGGAACAAGAUGCCAAUUUUGUUCCUGUAUUUAUUUAUCAAUUUUAUCGGAAAUAUCGAAGCCCGCCAAACAGACCCAGAUAGAGUACGAUUCUUAGAACCGGAAACAAAGUACAAAAAUAAUCGCCCAAAUCGUAGUCGCUCACUUCCUGAAGCCUUUAACAUAAGAACAAAUGAUUAUGACAAUAACAACGGCCGGUUCAGGUACCCGCGUAUGCCACUGAAAUUUCAUCAGACGUAUUCGCAGAGUCUAAAACCACCACUGAAAGUUUACGAACCUCGAGAAGACCCACGCCUUUUUUACCAAACUGAUGCGUAUCGUAAAGAAAUCGUGGGGAAAAACGCAAAUCAUUAUGAAGUUACAUUCACAUAUCCAGGCCAUGAAGUUGUCGGAUUAAGUGAAAAGAAAUACAGAAUACGAAAACCUUCUAAUAAACGAUUGCGAGAUCCACGUCAAGAAGCAGAUAUCAGAAAAGACAACAUUUGCAUACGUUGUCCAAAUGAUCGGACCUUGAUAGCGAGAACAGGUUACGAUAGAGUUUUACUUCAGCCUCCUCAUGUGUACACGUGCUCAGGCCUCAAAGCACCAAGAGAUAUCAGCUUUAUCCCGAUCCACGGACCGAAAUUUGGGUCCUUUAUACUAAAAGGAUCGCACGUAAUUUUUGGCAGAAUUAGUUACAACGGUCAGUCUUAUCACCUAUGCAAGAUGCAGGUUCACGUUAUAACUCAGACAUGCGCUACACCGCCAUAUUUAGUGUCACAUUGUGGAAUUCGUGAUAAACCUUGCAACUUUACCUGCCGUGAUCCACACGCAGAAAUAUUUGGAAAGACCUCCCUGCUGUGUGGAAGUGACAUGAAGUGGAAGGGCAAUCUGCCUCUGUGUAAAGUUCAAAAUUGGUGUAAAACACCUUCACCUCCACCUUACGGUCGUGUUAGUUGCAUUGGAGCGAUGGUGCCUGGUGGGUCUGGAUUUAUAGAAGAUUCGAAGUGUCGAGUGAGGUGUGCACGCGGAUAUCGUUGGCACCGGGCGGUUGCAGUGUGUCGCCAAGGCUCUUGGUCUGCUAAUCUUAAGUGCAUCUUAAAGUCACGUAUUCAGCUAUAAUGACAGGCUCACUUACUUUCUAAGACAUAGGUAGUGCAAGUAGUCGGUGGAAACAAAAAACUAGAUUACGAGUACUGUUUCUGCGUAGGGCUGUUCAUAGGAACCAAAUUGUAAUCAAACUUUAUAAUUAGAGCAACUGUCGUAUAUAUCGUAAUGCUGGGAAACGUGACCCAAUGUAGAAAAACAUACGUGCAUACUAUUACACCUGUCUACUAUUUUGCUUUCUUCACCGGUGUCAAUCUGUUCUUAGUAGUGUUAGGCUCAACUCACACUGGCGCAGAGUCGAAGCGUCGCGUCGCGUCCUGUUUUUCAACUGCAACGCUUGGCGACGCGCGUCGACGCUCACAUUAGAGCGCCCGAAUCACAGUGUGGUCGGCGUCUGACGCCUCACUGCGCUCAAGUGGCGCGCGCGAAGCGGCUCGACUGUAUCCAAGCGUCGACACCCGUUUCCAUAUUUGCAUAACACAAAUUUGUACCUUAAUAAUGGGAAAAUAGAGAUGAGUAUAUUCAUCUUUAUGAACACUUUCGCUGUACACUAAGAAAUUGGCAGAUGUUUAGUUUUGGUACAUAUUUUCAAAUUAUU